Saccostrea echinata is the source of this 1248-nucleotide messenger RNA. Its product is annotated as histamine H2 receptor-like. Gene Ontology annotation, biological process: adenylate cyclase-activating adrenergic receptor signaling pathway. Gene Ontology annotation, molecular function: G protein-coupled receptor activity. The record is from RefSeq and is a predicted model, not a curated record. The coding region runs from base 1 to 1248 and encodes 415 amino acids. NCBI's taxonomy places the organism in Eukaryota, Metazoa, Mollusca, Bivalvia, Ostreida, Ostreidae. The transcript has a single exon. Gene Ontology annotation, cellular component: membrane.
AUGCUUGGGAAAUGGCGUACAGCCUCAGUUACCUAUGAUCAGUCACAUCUCAAUCAUAAUGGAUCAAAGGGGAGAAAUAUUAGUGGCAGCUUUAUUGAAUUAUGUGUAAGCAACUACAUGUUAUCCCAUGACCCUUCAGAGCACCAAAAGGAUCUACCUCCACACAGAAUGGCAGGAAUUAUCAUUAUGAGUAUCCUGACUGUUGUCAUGGUGAUAGCCAAUAUCUUGUCAAUAUGUACCAUAGCAACCAAUCAUAUUCUGCAACAGUCAUCAUACUACAUAUUUGUUUUGAGCCUGGCUAUAGCAGACCUCCUAACAGGUGCCAUUAUUAUGCCCAUCUAUAUUAUCUGGGAAUACAAUGGUCAGUGGCCAUUUGAAAAAUUCUCCUGUGAAAUUGUGACAGCUCUAGACAUUGCAUUUAGUGACAUAUCCAUCUACAUCCUGGUUCUUAUAGCUCUGGAUAAGUAUAUUUACAUAACACAACCUUUACUGUACCAUACAAAGCUAACAGUGACCAGAGCUCGUCUACUUAUUGUAGCCCUCUGGGUCAUCUGGUUGACCUUUGCCUUUGUGUCCAUAUAUGGAGAUAUUGCACUGGACGAAAAAUCUACAAACCUGUUUUCUAACAAUUGUAUAUUCAUAAUGAAUGACAUCUACACAGGAAUAACAGGCAUUGUGGCUUUUGUGAUACCAUUCCUAAUCCUGACAUACACUGGUAUCAGAAUCUACUGCAUAGCUCACCUCCAUCUCAGGAAAAUCUCUCGCUGUCAUCUUGAUCCCCUUAACAUCAGUACAGCUACUUUCACUGAACUGGAGAAUUACCAAGUAAAGACAAACAACAGUGGAAGUGGAACUCUUCAUUCAACUGCUCAGCAUUACAACAGACCAUCAGAUGUUUCUAUCAGAUCUGAAAAACUAAUAAAGAAGGCAACGUUAUGUAAACCAUUUGGAACAGUGGUGAUUAUUAUUGUUUUUUUCCUUAUAAUGUGUGCCCCCUACUGGAUCGCUACAGGCUCAGAUAUUUUCUGUCACUGUGUGGCUCCCUGGAUAUAUGAAGAUAUUCUAGCAGUUGUCUAUAAUCUCAACUCACUUGUUAAUCCAUUUAUAUACAUAAUGACAGACAGGCAAUACAGAGCUGCAGUAAAAAGAUUACUAAUUAAAUGUCACAAUGUUCUGUGCAAAAGCAAGCAUGCUACCAUCAACAAAACUAACACUCCAGGCAGUAACUGUAGACAGAGACAUUUAUAA